This is a messenger RNA of Osmerus eperlanus (European smelt), 5694 nucleotides long. RefSeq names its product zinc finger CCCH domain-containing protein 13-like. Bases 578 to 4879 code for a protein of 1433 amino acids. Lineage: Eukaryota; Metazoa; Chordata; Actinopteri; Osmeriformes; Osmeridae. The record is from RefSeq and is a predicted model, not a curated record. Gene Ontology annotation, biological process: intraciliary transport. Gene Ontology annotation, cellular component: cytoplasmic dynein complex. Gene Ontology annotation, molecular function: dynein light chain binding; dynein heavy chain binding. The transcript is spliced from 2 exons.
AGAGACCAUUUGUCAAAAAAUCACUUUCUCUGUCAGCCUGGAUGGUUAACAUUGAAUGUGCAGCUCUACCUCUAUAACACGGAGAGACGCCGUUUACUGGAACUCAGAGAAAGAUGGAUUGAUUGAUUGAUUUAUCAACUGCCACAGCAAUGACACUGUAAUGGAACAUAUUUCUGCAUUGAUAACGUAGAGAAUGGAGUCUGCUGAUGUAGGGACCCAUCUAAGGAGAUGAUGCAGAGGUAGAGGAUGGAACAGAAGGAAGAGAGAAGGAAGCGACGACCAUGAAGAAAUGAUACUGAACAGAUGAAGCUACAUUUCACUGCGUGGUUUUCCAGAUGAACAUCUUCAACAACUGGAAACUGGAAAUGAACAUCUCCCAUGUUUAGAGAUCGUCGUAUUUCUUGGGUGGGGAAAUAUUUUUGGAAUCUCCCGUCUACCUUUUAGACUUGGAACCACUUUUAUGGACCACCGGUGGACCUUUAACGGGCCCAUAUUAGUUUGAAACCAGGGGACAGGUGCAGGUACGACCAAGGAACAAGAGAAGAGAGAAGGAGAAGAGAGACAGGAGAACACCACCAUGGGGAAGCCUCUCAGCCGUCCGGGCUGCUUCCGGCAGAGUCCGUGCUGCUCGGAGAAGGGUGGCGUCAUCGAGGUGGGUGACGGUUACGGGGACGGCUACGUUCCUCAGCGCUCCAUCUACGACACCAUGUGCAUCAACGAACAGAUCGACCACGGCUCCUCCCACAGCACUCUGGGGUCGCGGGGAGGUCAAGAUCUCUCCAGGAACGGCUCCCUGGGACGCACAGGGGCGGGACUGGGGCUGCCCGACAUGUUCGACCCGCCGCGCUCCACGUCCGCCACCUCUAUGGUUCGUCGUCUGGACGAGAGGGUGAUCUACGACUCCCUGAAGCUGGGCCAGGAGGGCCAGGGGUCCCUGAGGUCUCCUGGGGGGUUUGGGAGAUCCGUCUCCCCAAGUGUGUCGUCCAUUUCGGCUCCUGGAGGCUCGGGGUCCACCUCGAGUGGGAAGAGGCACCAUCACCAUCCGCACCAUCAGCACCAGGAGGGCAGCCGGAAGGAGAAGGACCAGCUGGGGAGGCACUCCUGGAAGGUUCUGACCCCGCCCAGGCAUCUGGAGUGUCUGGAGCUGUCUGCAGGGGACAUGAUGGAGAGGAGCUUCCUGAUUCCAGGGGGCCAGGGUGGGUGCAUGUCCCUGUACCCCCACAGCAGCAGCAUGACCUCCCCCCUCAUCUCACCCUUCUCUGGUUCGCCCCUCUCCUCAGGAUACCACACCCCGGUCUUCUUCUCUCCAGCCAAGCACCGCCCCUCCCAGACUCAGAGUCUGAAGAUGUCGCCUCCCCCCCUCCAGCCUCGCCUGCCCUCCCAGACCCAGAGUCUGAAGCUCUCCCCGCCCUCCCACCAUCGCCACUCGCCCAACUCACCCCACUCCCCCUACCGACACCAGCAUUCCCCUCAUCGACCUCCACACUCCCCCCAUAGGCUACCCCACUCCCCUCAAAGGCUACCCCACUCAUCUUAUGGACACCCACACUCCCCUCACCCAUCAUACCCACCCCCCCACUCCCCUCACCCAUCCUACCCACCUCCCCUCUCCCCCCACCCUCCCUACCCACCUCCCCUCUCCCCCCACUCUCCCUACCCACCUCCCCUCUCCCCCCACUCUCCCUACCCCCCUCCCCUCUCCCCCCACUCUCCCUACCCACCCCCCCUCUCCCCUCACCCGUCCUUCCAACGUUCCCAUUCGCCGCAGCCUCCCCACUCCCCCCACCACCCGUACCACUCUGCCCAACCACUGACGCAACUCUCAGUUAAGAACCUUCAGAGAGACGUAAAGGAGAAGGAGAGGGGAGAGAGGGAGAGGGUGAGGGCAGAGAAGGAGAGAGAAAUAGUGGAAAUGGAGAGAGUGGAGAGGGAGAGGGCAGAAAGAGAGCGGGAACAGCGGGAGCUGUGGAGGGCAGAAAGAGAGCGGGAAGACAGGGCAAGACUGAGGGCAGAGAAGGAGAGGGAGAAGGAGAGGGAGAAGGAGAGGGAGAAGGAGAGGGAGAAGGAGAGGGAGAAAGAGAGGGAAAGGGAGGAAAGAGAGAGGGAAGAGAAGGAGAGCGAAGAGAAGGAGAAGAUGGAGAGAGAGAGGGAAGAGAGGGAGAGAAAAGAGAAGGAGAGGAUAGAAAGAGAGAGGGAAGAAAGGGAGAGGACAGAGAGCGAGAGAAAAGAGAAGGAGAGGAAAGAGAGUGAAAAGAAGAAAGCAGAGAGUGUGAAGGAGAGGGUGAAAAUAGAUAAACAGGAGGUUGAGAGUGAGAAAGGGAAGACUGACAAAGAAAGGCACUCUUCAUCAGAGGUCCAGGGUGAGUUUGGACCAGUCAGAACCAAACCCCUUGGCUCAGUAAUGGGACCAGACUCAGUCUUCCCAGAACCAGACCAGGAUACCACCCCCCACCAUCCUAGACAGAUACCCCCAGGACCAGGACCAGGGAACGGGCCUGGAGCCGGACCUGGGAUGGGCUCUCAGGGGAUGGAGUCCACCUGGCCUCGCAGGCUCAUCGUCAGGAAGAGGACAGUGAGACAGGGAGGAGCUGUCCACAACCUCCCCAUCCUCCCUCCGCUCCCCUCCGUCCUGGCCCAGGCAGCCCUGGAUAAGAAGAACCUGCCGCGACUCACUCCCUUCACCGAGCACCAGACCAGCAUGGUGGGGCUCCUGGGACGAUCCUCCCUGAAGGAGCAGUCUCUGGAGCAGUGGAGGGUCUUCAGGGAAUUGGAGGAGCCCAAGAAACUCUCAGCAAAAGCAGACAAGAAGGAGGAAAAAGGCAGGGGGGCGGGUGGUAAGACCAGGGCCGGGGGAUCUGAGAAAGGCGGGAAGACGUCCAGAGGGAUGGAGAGCAAGAAGAAGAAGGAGGAGAAAGGAAAAGAAGGGCUGGAGAAGGAUGAGAAAGGAGUGAUGGAGAAAGAAGAUGGAGGAGAGGUGGAGAAGGGUGAGAAAGUAGUGAUGGAGAAAGAAGAUGGAGGAGAGGUGGAGAAGGAUGAGAAAGUAGUGAUGGAGAAAGAAGAUGGAGGAGGGGUGGAGAAGAAGGAGGCUGAGACCAUUCAAAUUAAGGAGGAGAAAGAGAAGAUGGAGGAGAAGAAAGGAGAGGUGGAGGAAGAGAAAGAAACGGUGGAGGAUGAGGGAGGUGCAGAAAAGGCGGUUGUGAAAGAGGGAAAAGGUGGUGAGGAGUUGACAGUGGAGAAGAGUGGAGGAGAGGUUGUGGAGGAGGUGGAGGGUUGGGACACCGUCCUGGACAUGGUGAACACCUUGUGGGACGAGGGCUGGGGGGGUGACUCGGACUUCUGUACCGGCUCGCUCAAAAACUGGCCCUUGCUCAGACCCCCCUCUGGGUUCGGGGGUUCCCACCCCCCUUCCAGUGCUGCCUCUGAGCUCUCCCUGCAAGAGCUGGAGAGGAGGGCCAAGGAGGUGGAAGUAGAGCUGGCAUCUGUUGACCACCUGGACCUCUCUCACUGCCAGCCAGAUCCACACAGAGCCCAGAUGGCAGGCCAGCUGAGGGAUGAGCCCGGGAUGAGGAGAGAUCCAGGGGACCAGAGCAGAAGCCAACCCAGCCUUGAGCUUUUCCCCCUGGGCUCCUCCUCAGAUACACAGGCCUGGUCUGGAGGGAAGGAGGAGAAGGAGCUGAAGGAGCUGAAGGAGCUGAAGGAGGAGAAGGAGGAGAAGGAGCUGAAGGAGGAGAAGGAGCUGAAGGAGGAGAAGGAAGAGAAGGAGGACGGGUCUCCAGAUUCCAACCUGACUCUGGAGUCCGACUCCAGCGGCGUGUUCAUGUCGCUGUCCAACCCCAGUCACACCAGCCAGGAGGAGGAUGGUGGGUCAGACAGCGACCGGCCCAACACUGAGUCCGACCUCGGAAGCUCCAUCUCCCUGGACCAGGACAAGGAAGAGCUGAGCGGCUUCAAGGAGUGGGGGAGGGAGGAGAGCUCCGAGCUGGAAUGGUGUUACCCCUCUCUGCUGAGGGCCUCCUCCCACUGCGAGGGGGGGCAGGGGAAGGAGGCAGAGUUGGAGGCCGAGCAGAGGGGAACCGAGGGGAGGGAGGUGGGGAAGCAGGGCGAGGAAAGCAAACCUCUGGACAGCGCAAAGGGAAAGGAUAAAACCACCACCAGAACAGGCGCGACCACAGCUAAAGGAAGUGUGAGGCUGGCGGCGCGCGGCACUGCCAUCCUGUCUGGUGCAGACCCCCCUCGCCCUCUGUCCCCCACCAAGCACGCGCUGCGGCGUUCGGGCCUCGACAGCAGUGACAUCGACCCCUUCGUGGCGACCGACAGCUUCGUUUACCUGGCCGUGUCCGCCCGCGCCGUCUCCCAGGCCGAGGUCACCCCCACCUCCGAGGUCAGCCCCGCCCCUCCCUCCUCCUCCCUGCUCAAGCCCGGCCCCAACCUUGACGAGGGGGACUUCCUGUCGACAGACAGCUUCGUGUACCUGGCGGGGCCACAGUGCCAGCAGAUGGUCAGUGAAGGCCACUCCCCCUACAGUGGCUCCAAGGACUCGGACUCUGACAGCACUGGGUCUGGGGUGGGCUUCGCCCUAUCGGCUGCCGGUGACAGCGACUGGGACUCCGACAUGUCUGACUCUGACCCGGCCAGAUCCAAGCCUAAGACGGAGCCCUCCUGGGAAAUGUGGUCGGAGCUCGAGCAGGAAGUCCUGUCGGAAUUGUUUGCCGAGGCGGACGGAAAGGGGGUGGAGACAGUUGCAGAGGCGACACAGGGCGAGCUGACCAGGAAGGUGACAUGGCAGUUCAAACCCUCCAUUCAGACGGGAAGUAAAAAAGAUAAGGAAGUGACAUCGCAACUCUGCCAGGAGGAAGCUGGAGAGAUGUACACUGAUUAAGGGCUGUGUCUCAUCCCAGGAGGUUGUUUCCCUCCUUUCUGUCCCUACCCAACCCCUUUGCAGUUCUUAUGUCAGUGACUGGACAGGUGUUAACGAUAUAUGGAGUAAUGUUUGUGUUUGCCUGACUUCAGUUGAUGACACAGCUCUGUUUUACUGGGAUGAAGUCCCCACUACUAGGUGUGUAUAUAAUUUGCACAUAAUUGCGCAAUUAUCAGUCUACUCGAGUUACAGCCCAGUCGAAUCAGAACUACUGAAUGUAAGGGACAGUGAUUAAGGAUGCUGCCCCUUGAGUAUCUGAAUGAUAGUUGCCUCGAUAUUCAGCAAUGCACAGUAACUAGUCAAGACAAUCUGUGUUUAAAGGCUUAUUUUCACACACUAUAUUUAUUCCUUCAAGGAUCACUCCAAUCAUAGUUUACUGCACUACCAAAGGUUUGAGAGUAACUGAACAAUGAACUCUCAGCAGGCUACAUAUAGGAGGGCUGCAGUAUAGUGAGGGUGACUGGUCAGAAGGUUGUGCUGCUGUUUUCUCAUCAACUUUUGUCGCCAGCUAAAAGGCUAAACAGAGAACCCAUGAAAAUCUGCUACUGCUGCUUUAUUGAAUGUACUUUUGUUGUAUCCAAUGUUUCAUAUCAAAUGAGAUGCCGCCAUAAGCCAAACUGUAUUUAGAUGAUUUCAGAUUUGUGUUUGUAUUUACAUGUGGGAGGAGGUUGUGAAUGUAAUAUUGAAGCAACACACCUUUAGAUUUGCAAUAUCAGUAUAUAGUGUUAUGUUUCUUAUAUAUUCAUUUUGUGAUGGAGUUAUAUUUAGCAAAUACU